GAACGUAGUGUUUGUUUUCGACUCUUAUCCAUUUCAUUUCCCUCCACCGCGAAAUUUGUGCAGGCGUAAUACAAAACACUUCUUCUCGCUAUCUAUAUAGUAGUAAAGUAUAUCUUUGUUUCUCCUCCCAACAACGAAACGAACGAGAGGUGUGUUUUGUUGGAGCCAUCAGCCAUGUGGAAUGCUUCGAUAAAAGGACAGUGCGCGGCCGAUAGCAGCGGCGCUGCCGCAACUAUCACCGUCAACGCCGGCGAAGUGAAGCUAAAAGCCGCCCUUUCUGAAGCUAAUUUCGAAGUGGGUCCCUCCUUCAGCAACCUUUCCCUCUCUCUCGAAAAACCCGCUUCAUUUAUCAUCGACUACCAUGUUCCCAAACAAGAUUUGAGGUUUCAAUUCAUGAACUCAAUUAGGGUUUUAGACAAGCAAUUGAAUUUGACAUACACGCAUUCUAGGAGAGAGAAAAACUUAUGGUUAGAUGGGACAUUGAUCAUUGAUUCGUCGAAUAAGGUUUCGGCGAAUUAUAAGUUUGAUUCUGGAAAUUGCAAGUUGAAGUAUUGUUAUAGUCAGGAAGGAGGUGUUAGGACUUUUGAACCUUGUUAUGAUGUUUCUAAGAAUUGCUGGGAUUUCAUAGUUUCACAGAGGAUUUAUGGGGGUGAUGUUGUUAAAGCUUCUUAUCAGACUUCUACUAAGAUUUUGGGGUUCCAGUGGUCGCGAACCUCGCCUUUCAGUGGAUCUUUCAAGGUAUCAGCAUCUCUGAAUCUGACUGAGGAAGCAAGAAUACCGAAAUUGAGUGCUGAGAGUACUUGGAAUGUUGAUAUGUGAUUUUCUGGAUUUAGCUGUUCACAUUUUUGAGCCCAUCAUAAAACAAAAUGGUUGAGUAAAAGCAACAUUUGAGUUGCUUGUGGCUAGGUAGCAGGUUGUUCUUCCAAUCAAGUUCAGAGGCUUCACUGUAUAACUUUGAGAUGUUUAGUGUUUAACGCGGUAUUUGCUGAACCUUCCCUUUAAGUCAGUUAGGGCUGGUUUUAUCCCCUCGUUCACUACAACUAUAACGAGUAUCGUGGUUCAGUGUAUAUGAAUUGGUUUUUGUUUCAGUUCCUAAGGAUUGUUUUACCUGUGAUAUUUGGACUCCAUUCUCGUGGCUGUUGAAAAAUGGCUUCAUUUAAUUAAUGAAACCUGGCUCUCAAACUUCAAGAUA
Messenger RNA from Beta vulgaris subsp. vulgaris (sugar beet), 1192 nucleotides. RefSeq names its product outer envelope pore protein 24A, chloroplastic. The transcript has 3 exons. Gene Ontology annotation, molecular function: voltage-gated monoatomic cation channel activity. The record is from RefSeq and is a predicted model, not a curated record. The coding region runs from base 175 to 819 and encodes 214 amino acids. Gene Ontology annotation, biological process: regulation of monoatomic ion transmembrane transport. Lineage: Eukaryota; Viridiplantae; Streptophyta; Magnoliopsida; Caryophyllales; Amaranthaceae.